Messenger RNA from Prorocentrum cordatum, 1234 nucleotides. The record is from the annotation of a GenBank genome assembly. NCBI's taxonomy places the organism in Eukaryota, Dinophyceae, Prorocentrales, Prorocentraceae.
GAUGCACUUCGACGUCGCGUUCACCUUCACGCAUUCGUUGGCAGUCGAGAUUAAUCGCAAGAAGAGGGAGUUCUUGCUCCACCAGUUCCCUGACAUUCGCACUGUCCUGGGCGACGUAGCUCUCCUCAGCUCCCUUCGUGCGCGCUGCCACAAGGUGAACGCUGAGGUGAUCGUUCCAUCGUGUCAGAUGGUCAUCGCAGGCUUCUCGUGCACCAGUCGCUCCCGAGCUUCGAAUCGAAGCUCGCAGCAUGCGAAUUGCGUUCAGAACCGCACCGAAGCAGCAACAAGUACCACAUUCUGGGAUAUUCAUCAGUACAUUUCGGAGGUACGGCCCGCAGUGGUGAUCAUGGAAAACGUGAAAGAACUCCUCGAACAAAGAGGCAGCGGAUCUGAUGACAUGAGCGACGCAGAUUUCAUUGUUGCUGAGAUGAAAAAGUUAAGUUACACGGGCUUCCACACGGUCAUCAACUCAGCCGACCAUGGUGCGAUUACGAGCCGCAUCCGCCUGUACUUCGUCUUCGUCCAAGCUCAGAACAUCAACGAGGCGACGAAAUCAAAGGUUAACGGGUUCGGCGAAGAGAUCAUCGGGUGCCUCAUCACCGACGCCGGGAGCGUUGAGAGCAUCAUCAGCUUGGAUGCGCCUGGUGACUUGGACCUUGUCACGUCCAGCGAUGUGAUAGAGCAGGACUCCAAGCGCAGGAAGACCGACUUCAAGUACAAGGACGACCAUUACGAGAUCUUCCAAACGAUCCUCUACAACUGGUGGCCCAUGGGUGACGUUCACAUUCCCGAGUUCGUGGGCGUCCAGAUGUCGCUGCCUCGCUUGGUCGGGUGGCCCAACAAGGUUCGCAACCCGUGGAGCGCCACCGUUCCGACCAUCAUCUCGAACUCUACCAUCGUCAUGCGUUGGGUGCCGCGAGGAUUCGAUAAGCCGCUGGUUCGCGCCCUUUCGGGGUAUGAGCUGAUGAAGGUCACUGGGUGGACUGACAGCAUGUGGGCGCCAGAAAAGCACGGCAUCCUCAAGGGCCCCGACUUCAAGAACGACUGCGAGCUCCUCACCUCCCUGGCCGGGAACGCCUUCAACGGUCAUGCGCUCCCAUGUGUCAUCGUAGCAGCGUUCGCCAUGAGGGGCAUGAUCAUGCAGGCCCCAGAGGAAUCCGACGAGGAGAGCGAGAAAGAGGAGGGCGCCGCGGCGUCGGACGACACUGAUGGUUUGCUCAGCUCGUCGGACUGA